GGCUGUUGGGAACAAAUCACACUAAAACGCUGGAACAGAUGGCAGCUGAAAAGCCCCCCAGUAUGCCAAGUGGCAACGAUGACCUGGCGUUACGGCUGCUGCGGACCAAUACGUGGAGCUGCUAUUAUGGGCUGCCCCUGUGGGAAUUCAGUCUUGCCAAACUCAAGGCGAUAAUGCAAGGCUUGUUGUCAGACCUUCCAGACAGCAAAGGGCGCAAGCCACGUCUUCUGUUACGGCCGUGCAACGUGCUCGGUGGCCAUGAGAGGCAGGGCGAGGAGGCAGUCUUCUGCGUGGCAAGUGCGGGCGCCCGGAAGCCUCACACUGCAGGGCUGGUGCACAGCGGGGAGAAGAUCUCGCUGGUGUUCCUAGCGGGGUCAGUGAAUGCACGAAGUCUCAUGGCCUAUGAGCUGGGAAACAGCUUUGGAGUCGCCCUACGUGCUCUACAGCUGGCCCCAUGGCACCUGUCCAUGGUCGCAGUGUGGGGCCUCUCCUUCCUCGAGCCUGAGGACCCCUCAAUGUGCUGCCUGGAACUGAACAUGGACGGCGUCACUAUGGGCUUCAGUGCGGAAGUGCUUGGCCAGCUGUCGCCACCCUCAAGGAGCGUCACGGUGGAGGACGGGACGAAUUUCCUGCUCGCCCUCUGCAAGCACUUGUCGAAGCACGUGCUGCCCCAUCGCUACGAGGAGUUUCCCCUGCGCAGCGUGUGCUUCCUCAACCUGUUUUUGUUGGACCACGAGGGGACAAUGCAGGUGCACAAGACCACGGUGGUGACCGGGCUCUUUAAGUACCUCCUGUCCAUCGCAGAACGAGCAGUCUUGGGCGACCCACUCCCCGACCUCAAGGAAGAGUGAUGGUGAUGGAGCACCUCGUCGAGACAGGAGAGAGCGUGGGUGUAUAAAGUUUGCAGUAUGAGAGUUCUUUGUGAAUGGGGAGGGGGGGCAGGCAAUUGGUGCAUAUAGACUGCAACUGGGACUGGCUAGCACAAAAGCACCAGCACGGUUUUAAUCUGCUUCUUUUCCCUUCUGCGUGUGUCCGUUUGCUUGCUGCCAUUGUGUCCGCCAUCUUCCAACAGGCCCAGCCAACGAUUUUACCAGACUUCCGGUCACUCAAUCUGCCAUGAAACAAUGCCAUUGCAUGAAUUUGGCAGUACGUGACAUGCAAUAAGUGUGUUUAAUCGGCCUUUGGUACAUGCUCAGCUUUAAAGGAGUGCACAAGAAACUUUGUGGAAACACGUAAAUGCGCAAGCAUGUAUUGUUGCCUGGCAUGUCUGUUUCACUGACUACUCCCACAAUUGCAGAACUGCGUUGUUGACGGUUCUGCAAGUAGCCAAUAGGACAAUGCCCAGGAAUAUUUAAAUGACAAACGAAAAGAUAUAAACAGCACUUACACCGGUGUCAAACACCACCGUGCCAGUUCUCAAAAGGUAAUACCGUCAUGGCUUCAACAUCUUGGACGAAAAGCUGACUUCCUCAGCUAAAAAUAAUAUUCAUGGCAGAGCUCCAGCCCCGCCAGGCUGCGGCUCUCUUGGCUGUCUUCCGUUUUUCAUCUCGCAGGCAUUCAGAACUUCCAGUUCAGUCCGACAUCCUUCCUUCAUUGUCGUGAAGUCACCAAGCAACCCAAAUGGGGUGCCAUGCUUUUUGGUAUUCCAAAUGUCAUCCUUGCAAUUAUCAUCGAAGAUGCAUGCACUUCUGGCAUUGGCAGUGAGCUGUGGCAUUUGCAUCAGCUCUUUCACAGCUUGAUGUGAUGUUCUAUAGUAUGCAAGACCUACGUGGUGUCCUUGUGGGAAGGAACGGAAGAGCCUUUUAGGUGUUCAUAAGGGUUUCCUUGGGAGUUUUUAAAGAUGCAUUUUCCACCGUUUCGCUUUUACGAGGUGUGUGUAUUACAAGGCAACAGAAUAUUGAACUUACUUCUGCCAUCUUGCAUGCCUAUUCUUUUAUGUCAUCAUCAUCAAACCUUUACACCUCCCCCCCCACCCCUUCUCCAUGCAGAGUUGCAGGCUAGAGCAGCCUAGCUGAAGCCAACCUCUGUGCCAUCUUUCAAAUAAAUCCUCCCUCUCGCUGCACAUAAUGUAUUCUUGUUACCUGGACUUGUUUGCUCAUGUGGUGUCAUUCUCACAAUCAUUGUACUCUUGGCGCUUAUGUGUUCUACCACCGAAGCCAAAAAUUUAUGUGGCAUGGGCUUUGCAAAGAAAAUUUUGUGGCCAACUCCACUGGUCUCGCAUAGAACAGUAGUCUGCUCCUCCAAAUUGCUAACUGUGCCCUUAGGACUGGCAAACGUUAAAACUUUUUUGUCAGAUUGUGCAUUUUUUGCAACUUUCAGUGCCAGUUACACAUGCGCACAGCCCCUUACAUCCUGUCUCUUGAUCUCAUUCGAAAGACCUGUUGUACUGUAGUAUAGCAAUUCUAGUCAUACCAUAAUUCUCUAUUUAACUGAAUCAUGUCAUUCAUGUUUUAGUAUGAAUCCAAGCUAUUUUUAUGUAUUGACUUGUCACUGUUUUGCACACAAAUAAAAUUGCUUUUUAAUUGUUGUA
Molecule: messenger RNA, 2530 nt
Organism: Dermacentor albipictus
Lineage: Eukaryota; Metazoa; Arthropoda; Arachnida; Ixodida; Ixodidae
Source: RefSeq, a predicted model, not a curated record